This is a messenger RNA of Microdochium trichocladiopsis, 1438 nucleotides long. RefSeq lists its product as uncharacterized. The transcript has 2 exons. The coding region runs from base 409 to 1341 and encodes 310 amino acids. Gene Ontology annotation, molecular function: calcium ion binding; gluconolactonase activity. Lineage: Eukaryota; Fungi; Ascomycota; Sordariomycetes; Xylariales; Microdochiaceae. Gene Ontology annotation, biological process: L-ascorbic acid biosynthetic process. The record is from RefSeq and is a predicted model, not a curated record.
UGCCGACUUGGCGAUGCCAGAGGCCCUGCCGGGAUACGACAGACGUUGGUCGAUCUGGACUCCGCGAUCGUCACUGAGGUCGUGGCCACUGCAAGCACCCAAGUUGUCGUGAGCCUGGCCCCCGGAUAAUACACCGAAACCUUGGGGGCGAGCCGAGUUCCGUCCCGACGGCGGUGCACCCCACGGCCGUGCGGCUCCGAUGUGGGGGACAGCGCAUGCGGGGCCGAGCCGGUACCGCACGUAUACGUGAUGUAAGGGGGAUUCAAAAUACCAUGUCCCGAACCGGCUCUUCCGUGCUCGCCAGUUCCAGAUCUUCAUUUUGUCAGAGCCGACAGUUUUCGACUCGGUAAGCUCAAGGACCAGGGAACCCCAGCCACAAGCCUCCAGCCAUCCUAGCCGUCGUCAACCAUGACGUCCUCAUCAUCAUCCUCCAUCCAGCAAUGGACCAUCACGGAGCCAUAUCUCAACCUGCACUGCGGGCUCGGUGAGGGCCCCUUCUACGAGAAGGCGAGCAACACGCUUCGUUUUGUCGACAUCAAGAAGAAGCGGCUGCACACCGUCGACCUCGCCAAGGGGCCCGAGUCGGUCACCACGCUCCAGCUCGACACGUGCUGCACCGUGACGGCCGACAUUGUCGGCGUCGACCCCGCGGACAAGAUCCUCUUCGGCGCAAAGUACGGCAUCGCCGUGCUCGACCGCAAGUCGGGGUCGUAUGAGUACGUGUCCAAGUUCCAGACGGACGCGGACAACAACAGGCUGCGCAGCAACGACGGCGGUGCCGACCCCCAUGGCCGGUUCUGGCUGGGCACCAUGACCGACUUUGACAUGGGAGAGUUCAGGCCCGAGGGCUCCGUCCACCUCUUCAAGGGCCGCAACGCCCCGGUGAUCAAGAAGACGCCCGUCACCAUCCCCAACUCGGUAGGCUGGUCUCCGGACGGCAAGACCAUGUACCUGACGCACUCGUCGUCGCUGACCGUCUUUGCCUACGACUACUCGGGCAGCGACGAGGCCAUCACCAACGAGCGUGUCUUUUACACGCACGAGGGGCCCGGCGAGCCUGACGGCUUCCGCGUCGACGCCGAGGGCAACAUCUGGCACGCCGUGUACGGCGAGUCGCGCGUGCUCAAGCUGUCCCCCGAGGGCAAGUUGGUCGGGCAGAUCAACCUGCCCACCAAGAACAUCACGUGUCCCCAGUUUGUGGGCACGGAGCUGUUCCUAACGACUGCAGGCAUGGAGAAGGGCGAGGGCACGGACGCCGAGGUCGAGAACAGCGGCGGCUUGUACAAGAUCGACGUUGGUGUAAAGGGGUUGGAUCUGUUCGAGUUCAAGCUAGACGCGUAGACUACUGCCUGGCCGUUUAUAUGCUGGCUAUAAGAUACCACGGCGAAACGUAUAGAAGCUCAGAUAGAAAUUGAUCCUGGAGCUGCAAUUUGUCGUA